AUGGAAAACACUGAGCUCAAUCUUCCACGAUGGACGCAGCACGUCAGAAUGUGUGCAGGCAAACAACAAAUAAUUCAGGCACCGAGUCACAACAAAAGCCGACCUGUCAGAGAAGACCGCAACACCAAUGACUGUCUUUCUCACACAACAAGAGCACCACACUUCAAGACUAAACGGCCGUUCAAUAUGACCGACCCACGGAUUCACGAAGACAUGCGCAUCGGGAUCUCGAAGCUCGCCAUCCAGAUCGCCGCACAUGAAGAGUACCAUGAAAAGCUCACGGUGGAGAUUGCUCGGCGGGAAGAGAAUGACGGCGAAGUGGAGGAAGAGAAGUUGGAGAUGGCCCGAGUCGAGGCACAACUUCGGACCAUGAGGCUGCUGAAGGGAGCGAAGGAAGUGGAGAUGCAGCUGGGAAAGAGUGCGGCUGGUGCUUUUCUUGGGGAGAAUAUUGGGAAGUGA
Molecule: messenger RNA, 459 nt
Organism: Ramularia collo-cygni
Lineage: Eukaryota; Fungi; Ascomycota; Dothideomycetes; Mycosphaerellales; Mycosphaerellaceae
Exons: 2
Coding region: 1-459 (152 amino acids)
Source: RefSeq, a predicted model, not a curated record